Molecule: messenger RNA, 273 nt
Organism: Aspergillus mulundensis
Lineage: Eukaryota; Fungi; Ascomycota; Eurotiomycetes; Eurotiales; Aspergillaceae
Product: CFEM domain-containing protein
Exons: 2
Coding region: 1-273 (90 amino acids)
Source: RefSeq, a predicted model, not a curated record
AUGAAGCUCUCCAUCUCCGCCCUUCUACUCGCCUCUUUGACAGCUCUAACAUCAGCCGCCUCAAUCAACGACAUCCCACAAUGCGCGCGCCCCUGUCUCGAAGACGCCAUCAAAAGCAAGACCAGCUGCGCCGUCACGGACUCCAACUGCGUCUGCAGCGGCGACAACUUCAGCAAGGUCCAGGGUGCGGCGACGGGUUGUGUACUUGAUGCUUGUGGGAGUGAUACUGCGUUGAAUCAAGUCCUUCCGGCGGCGCAGAAGAUCUGUGGAUAA